CCGCCCACCAUCUUCUGCGCUGCCGGCCCCGCCCCGGAGCCCCGCCCCCGCCUCCCGCCGAUCUCCCGGGCGGCCGCUUGUCCGCCAGCCGGAUCGCGGGUUCCCAGACCCAGUGAGCCCCCAGGCCGGGGAGGGACAUCUGAGGGGGCACCACUCAUCCUUUCAAGGAAGCAUUGCUGGGCCCCAUCCUUCCCGCCCGCCCAAUCCGACCCUCUUGGCAGUGGAACUCCUUGGUUGCCCUGGGGAUCAGGGAAGGCUUCCUGGAAGUGGUGGCUUUCAUGCUACCACUUGAAGGAGGAGAUAGCUGGGCCGAGGAGGAAGGAGCAAGGAGUGCAGAGGCCGGGCGCAGAGAGAAUGGUGCCCAGAAGUCCUGGGACUUCAUGAAGACGCAUGACAGCGUGACCGUUCUCUUAUUCAACUCUUCUCGGAGGAGCCUGGUGUUGGUGAAGCAGUUCCGGCCAGCUGUGUAUGCGGGUGAGGUGGAGCGCCGCUUCCCAGGGUCCCUAGCAGCUGUAGACCAGGACGGGCCUCGGGAGCUACAGCCAGCCCUGCCCGGCUCAGCGGGGGUGACAGUUGAGCUGUGUGCCGGCCUCGUGGACCAGCCUGGGCUCUCGCUGGAGGAAGUGGCUUGCAAGGAGGCUUGGGAGGAGUGUGGCUACCACUUGGCCCCCUCUGAUCUGCGCCGGGUUGCCACAUACUGGUCUGGAGUGGGACUGACUGGCUCCAGACAGACCAUGUUCUACACAGAGGUGACAGAUGCCCAGCAUAGCGGUCCAGGUGGGGGCCUGGUGGAGGAGGGUGAGCUCAUUGAGGUGGUGCACCUGCCCCUGGAAGGCGCCCAGGCCUUUGCAGACGACCCGGACAUCCCCAAGACCCUUGGCGUCAUCUUUGGUGUCUCGUGGUUCCUCAGCCAGGUGGCCCCCAACCUGGAUCUCCAGUGAGACUCCAGGGUUCUAGACAGAGGCCAGUCUUGGCCACUCACCCCACACCCCGCGGACCCCAAUAAAGGCUUGCAUAGCUCCA
This is a messenger RNA of Pan troglodytes (chimpanzee), 1023 nucleotides long. RefSeq names its product nudix hydrolase 14 (gene NUDT14). The transcript is spliced from 5 exons. The record is from RefSeq and is a predicted model, not a curated record. Gene Ontology annotation, molecular function: metal ion binding; UDP-sugar diphosphatase activity. Gene Ontology annotation, biological process: ribose phosphate metabolic process; nucleoside phosphate metabolic process. NCBI's taxonomy places the organism in Eukaryota, Metazoa, Chordata, Mammalia, Primates, Hominidae. The coding region runs from base 279 to 941 and encodes 220 amino acids.